Messenger RNA from Cydia amplana, 1394 nucleotides. It is a transcript of the gene Pka-C3, whose product is annotated as cAMP-dependent protein kinase catalytic subunit 3. Gene Ontology annotation, biological process: peptidyl-serine phosphorylation; signal transduction. The record is from RefSeq and is a predicted model, not a curated record. The transcript has 7 exons. Bases 113 to 1198 code for a protein of 361 amino acids. NCBI's taxonomy places the organism in Eukaryota, Metazoa, Arthropoda, Insecta, Lepidoptera, Tortricidae. Gene Ontology annotation, cellular component: cAMP-dependent protein kinase complex; cytosol. Gene Ontology annotation, molecular function: ATP binding; cAMP-dependent protein kinase activity.
AAAUAUAUUCAGUAGUGAAAAAAAAAACUUCGAUUAUGCUGAAUACGAAUAACAAUUGACUGAUACUGAAAAAGUUAAGGGAUUAAGUUGGUGUAAAAAAAAAGAAAAAAGCAUGAUGAUGGCCAGUGCGAAGUUGGUGCGGGAGUGCAGCUCGGACCUGAGCUCCGACGUGCGGUCGCUGUCCAUGUCUUCUACGGAGGAACACGACUCCACCACCACGGAAUCCGAGUUUUCUGAGGAGGAGAAAGAGUAUGAGCUGGAUGACCUACAAAUCCUUAAAACCAUAGGCACUGGUACAUUCGGACGGGUCUGUUUGUGUCGCGACAAGGCCGCGGACGAGUACUUGGCUAUGAAAAUCCUGUCCAUGGCAGACGUCAUUCGCUUGAAGCAAGUGGACCAUGUCAUGAACGAGAAGAGCAUCCUCGCGGAGAUCAACCAUCCAUUCAUAGUCAAUUUACGGUGGUGGACGCACGAUGACUCGUGUAUUUACAUGCUGUUCGACUACGUUUCUGGUGGAGAGCUGUUCACAUAUCUGAGGAGUGCAGGACGCUUUAGCAAUACUACUGGUAAUUUUUAUGCCGCGGAGAUAGUGUCGGCUUUGGAGUAUCUUCACGCGCGGAACAUCGUGUACCGGGACCUGAAGCCCGAGAACCUGCUGCUGGCGAAGGACGGGCAUUUGAAGAUCACGGACUUCGGGUUCGCGAAGAAGCUCACGGACCGGACGUGGACUCUCUGCGGCACUCCGGAAUAUUUGGCGCCGGAAAUCAUACAGAGCAAAGGGCAUAAUAAGGCUGUGGAUUGGUGGGCAUUAGGAGUACUCAUUUACGAGAUGCUCGUUGGUUACCCGCCGUUCUACGAUGAGAACCCCUUCGGGAUCUACGAGAAAAUCCUCAACGGACGGGUGGAGUGGCCGCGGCACCUCGACCCUGUUGGGAAGGACAUUAUAAAGAAACUACUCGUACAAGACAGAACUAAGAGACUUGGAAAUAUGAAGUGCGGUUCAGAAGACGUAAAAAGACACAGGUGGUUCAAGAAUAUCGAUUGGGCCGAUGUUUUCUUGAAGAAAAUGCAGCCUCCCAUCAUGCCGACGGUGUCGUACGAGGGCGACACGUCCAAUUUCGACGAGUACACCGAGACGGACUGGAAGGCGGCGCGAGCGCUUGACCCCGACGAACUGAAGCUUUUCGCCAACUUCUGAUCUCCUGCGCAUAAGCAAUCCAAUGGAAACUGAUAGAAUCCUUGUAGUUCUCGCUACCAUACAUAGGUAUAUUAACCUGAUAGUUCCAAACGGAAAUUAUCGAUAUUCGUUUCCUAAUAGUUUUUAUUAUAACGGUAGAUAGGUAUGUACUUAAUUUAAGAGCUUAUAAAAGUAUUUACUGGUGUAACAUGUUAAG